GGUCAUAGAGCAGACGGCAGGUCAUAGAGCAGACGGCAGGUCAUAGAGCAGACGGCAGGUCAUAGAGCAGACGGCAGGUCAUAGAGCAGACGGCAGGUCAUACAGCAGACGGCAGGUCAUACAGCAGACGGCAGGUCAUAGAGCAGACGGCAGGUCAUAGAGCAGACGGCAGGUCAUAGAGCAGACGGCAGGUCAUAGAGCAGACGGCAGGAUUAGGGAGGACUAUGGGGAGCUCAAAGGACGGACAAGCUGAGACCAGCUCCACCAAUGAACGCAUGUGUCUAAGGCCAGACAAGAAGAGGUCACGUGUUUACCUUAUAAGGAGCAAGAUGGCGCUCACAUUACUGACUCGAGUGGUGUUCAUCCUCCUGACCUUGACGUGUGCCGGGGUGAUCACCACGUCCAUCUGGCUGAUGUUGAACUGCCGGCAGAGCUUCACCACCGUCCGCCCCAUGAUGCCCGACCACGCCCUCUUCUGCACCAACAUGGGCAUGCCCGCACUCUUCGCCUGCUGCACCCUCCUCUUCACGGUCUUCGGGCUGGGCUGCACGGGGCGCCGCCUGACGGGGUACGCCCUGAUCAUCAUCAGCUCCGUGGAGAUUCUCCAGAGCAUCACGACCUUGGCCUUCUACAAGUGCAACACCGUCGCCCACCACGACAUCAUCGAGGCCGUCAACUCCAGCCUCGUCUCCUGCCACAAGCCCAUAGGCUUCAGCACGCCCUUGUUUGUCACCACCAACACAACCAACGCCCUCCUCAACCCCCGGAUAAAUUACAGCAAACGAUUUCAACUAUUUACCGAAAUGAACUCCUCACAAUUAAAUUUCCACGACCUUCCAUAUUCUACUUCUCAACACAAGAUAAUCCUCCCGACAUUGAAGCGUUCAACCAAAGACACCCUCAGCUAUUUUAACAACAAAGCCCCUUCCGGGACGAGAACAAAGCCCUCGAGAAAACGCCCCCUGUACGGGGACACCCCUCGCCGAGUCUCCACCAGCGCGCUGUGUCAGCUCACCAGCGACUUCUUCACACAGCUCACCCUCAAGCUCAGCCCCCACGACUUCAACGAAUGCGUCGAAGUCUGCCACACCUACCAGGCUGUAUGCCAGCUGCCCACCCCGCCGGCGCCCAGCUGGUCACGUGACCGCAGCCCGCGGGAACAGUUCGACACGGAAGUCCUGGAGUGCGGGAACACGGUCAAGGCGCAUGUCAACAACCUGUGCUUCUACAACGACCAGAUCAUCCUCCCGCUCUCCAUCUGCGCGCCCAUUCUCUACAUCAUCUUCUCCUUGUCUUUCAUCUACUUCUGCUACUGCGACCGGCACCUCAAGGACGCCCCACCCACCCAGGCGCCGGACAGCGAGCCGAGGAAGUCCUGGAGCUGGCGGAAGCUGCCGUGUUUCACGGGGGAGGACUACACGCCGCCGUGCGACUGCGGCACCAAGCUGGCCCGGUGGCCGGGCACGUGCACGCACGGCACGUUCUCCACCACGCUCGACUGCUCACGCUCCACGCACGAGCUCCUGCAGCUUAAGUCCCUGCCCCACGCCGGCACGUCACGUGACACGCUGGCCUCCAUACUGACCGAUGAGCCAUCCGUCACCCGCUGAUUGGCUCAUGAGCCACACGUAGU
Molecule: messenger RNA, 1633 nt
Organism: Physella acuta
Lineage: Eukaryota; Metazoa; Mollusca; Gastropoda; Physidae
Source: RefSeq, a predicted model, not a curated record